Prosopis cineraria is the source of this 1504-nucleotide messenger RNA. Its product is annotated as probable uridine nucleosidase 2. Gene Ontology annotation, molecular function: purine nucleosidase activity. The transcript has 9 exons. NCBI's taxonomy places the organism in Eukaryota, Viridiplantae, Streptophyta, Magnoliopsida, Fabales, Fabaceae. Gene Ontology annotation, biological process: purine nucleoside catabolic process. Bases 213 to 1178 code for a protein of 321 amino acids. The record is from RefSeq and is a predicted model, not a curated record. Gene Ontology annotation, cellular component: cytosol.
AGAACUAUAAUAUCUUAUCUUUCUGGUGACGGAGCAGAUUUGGUUAAAAGAACAAAAGAACUGGGGCCAAAGAGUUUGCCGUAUCGGCUUUCUUCGGACCCAACGUAACCCUUCAUCUCUGUUCUUUCUGGCUUUUUAACUGUACAUUCCCUUCAGUUUCAGUACUUUCGAAUUAUUUUCAUCUUCCUUUUUCCUCUUAUAAAUUCUCGGUCAUGGCAUCGGAACCAAAGAAGAUCAUAAUAGAUACUGACCCUGGCAUUGAUGAUGCCAUGGCAAUAUUUCUGGCAUUACGAUCGCCUGAGGUGGAGGUCAUUGGACUUACAACUAUUUACGGAAAUGUUUACACCACGCUGGCCACCAGAAAUGCCUUGCAUUUGUUAGAGGUUGCAGGGAGAACUGAUAUACCAGUGGCUGAAGGCUCCCAUGUCACGUUAACUAAAGGAACAAAACUUCGCAUUGCUGAUUUUGUCCAUGGUGCGGAUGGGCUUGGCAACCAAAAUUUCGCUUCACCUGUAGGAAAGCAUAUUGAAAAAUCAGCUGUUGAUUUCCUGAUUCAGCAAGCAAAGAACAAUCCUGGCGAAGUCACUGUAGUGGCGUUAGGUCCACUUACAAAUAUUGCAUUGGCUAUCCAGCAGGAUCCCGACUUUUCUAAAAACAUUCGCCAGAUUGUUCUUCUUGGUGGUGCUUUUGCAGUGAAUGGCAAUGUAAAUCCAGCUGCUGAGGCCAAUAUAUUCGGUGACCCAGAUGCUGCGGAUGUUGUAUUUACUAGUGGGGCAGAUGUGGUGGCAGUAGGGAUAAAUGUCACGCACCAAGUUGUCUUGACAGCUGCUGAUCGAGAGAAGUUGGCAAGUUCAAAAGGCAAAUUUGCGCAAUACUUGACAAAAAUCUUGGACGUGUACUUCUCUUAUCAUUUUGAGGCAUACGAUACUACAGGUGUUUACCUUCAUGACCCAACGGCUCUUCUUGCAGCUGUUAAUCCUUCACUUUUAACCUACAUAGAGGGUGCUGUUAGAGUCCAAACUAAUGGCAUCACGAGGGGGCUCACGAUACUGUAUAAUAAACAGAAAAGGUUUGGUGAAGUUACUGAAUGGUCGGAUAAACCAUCUGUCAAGGUAGCUGUGACUGUUGAUGCUCCUGCUGUUGUUAAGUUGUUAAUGGAUCGGCUUAUGGACUCAUGAACCAUCCAUGAAGCCGUUUGAUGAUAAUUGAAGAGGGCAUCUGGGUUAGGGGUUCUCAAAAACUGUGAAUCAAGCAAACCAACGAAGCCCAAAUGAAAUUGUGUGGUUGGGUUCAGUUUGAAGGCCUGCGUUUGGGUUUGUUCCUGGUUUAUUUGAGAUCUGACUUAUUUUAAAUUUUAAAUACGCUUUGAAAGAGUUUAAAUUGAAUAAAAGCUAAUCAGGCCUUUAAGAUGUCUUGAAGCUCCUUUGUACUUUGCUCCAAAAAAAAAAAAGAAAGAAAGAAACUCCUUUGUACUUUUUUUGGCCACAAAAACUUCAUUGUACUA